Molecule: messenger RNA, 2239 nt
Organism: Seriola aureovittata
Lineage: Eukaryota; Metazoa; Chordata; Actinopteri; Carangiformes; Carangidae
Gene: ap5s1
Product: adaptor related protein complex 5 subunit sigma 1
Exons: 3
Coding region: 123-698 (191 amino acids)
Biological process (GO): double-strand break repair via homologous recombination; endosomal transport
Cellular component (GO): late endosome; cytosol; AP-type membrane coat adaptor complex
Source: RefSeq, a predicted model, not a curated record
CAACGCGGAAGCGAGAAAUCAGUAGAAACCGGAAGAAACAUGGGAACGCUAAAGUAAACAUUAGUAUUUCGUGACAAAUAAGUAUCUUGUUUCUUUACUGCUUUUUGUCCACUUAUGACAGCAUGGUUCGGUGUUUCCUGAUCCACACCGUGUGUCCGGUCAGCGGUCUGUCUGCCGGGGAGAGCAGGGUCCUGUACUCCCGGGUUUUCGGUCCAGAUGAAGGAGUCCUGACCGAGCAGCACCGGGAGCUCGGUCCGGAGGAGAGACGGCUACUGCAGAAGGAGAAGGUGGCGGUGGUGGCGAGGCAGGUGAGGAGCGCCGUGUCUCUGUCCCGGGAGGCUUCGGGCCGGCUGCCGGUGGAGACGGUGCCGGGUGAGGAAGCUCUGGCCCUGCAGGAGGCCACCAGCGGAGUGGUGCGUCUGAGAGCUGGUGAGCCCUUCUCUGAGGAGAUGAGCGCUCUGUGGAUGGGUGUCCAGAAUCUCGGCUUCACGCUGGUGUGUGAGCCCCACGAGAACCUGCUGCUGGCCGAGGGAACCCUCCGCAACCUGACCCGACACUGCCUGGAACAGGCCCUGCUGAAGAGCAGCCGCAUCGACGCUGUGCUCAGCCGCCUGCUUCCUCACGGCCAGCUCCUCUUCCUCAACCACCGCUUCGCCCAGAGUCUGGAGAAGGAGGUGGCAGCCUACAUGGCCAAGUGAGCCACCGCGGCCAGUCGGUAUACGGCGGCCAUUUUGAGGUCAGUGUCUGGUCACCUGGCCAAAGUCUCAGUCUGAGCUCUCAAACAAACGAGUCGGCUGCUGUUUACCUUUUGGUGGCGUUUCUGCGGCGCUGGGAGAAGAACGUACUACUGGCAGCUGCUGUUUCAAAUUGUGUGAGGUGGUAAACACACACAGAGUGGUAAAUAUCUCCCUCAGCCACUUGCAGCUCACUGUUGACUGUUUACUGUGUGGGAGGCUUCAGUUCAAAUCCUGUUUGUCAAAUUGAAGAGUGGAAAGGAAAAUGUGGCAGAUUAAAGAGUGCAGCUGAAGAGGCCAGUUAAAACCUACUCAUCUGCAUCAAAGACUGCUAUUUAUCUAAAUCACCACACUUGAAAUGUCACAGUGUGACCUUGACAGACCAGACUUGACCCGUUUUGUGACAGUAAAUGAAUCUCAAAGUGCAUUAUUGCCUCGUCGUGACCUCUAACUGAGCUUUUGUUCCUGAAGAGUAGGAGGAAACCAGAAUGGGAUUUUGUCUUUCUGCAGUUGAAGGUAUGAUUCAUCUCAUAGUAACAAAACGGCAGAAAUGGAGCAAAGAAAAAUCAAAGUCAAAGCAGUUUAAUCUCAUAUUGAACCAAAAAUGUCAGAAUUUUUGAGACAGUGAGGACAAUGAAAAGGCAGGAGGUGACAUGAAAUAUUAUAAAAACCACCCUGAAUGAAAGCGGAGAUGUUGGCACGCAGAAAACAGGAAAUGAUGACGAGAACAAAAAUGGAAACAUCCAGACACAACAAAUAUAUCUGGUGAACAUCUGUUGUACCUCCGACUGCGUCUCCCUGUGAAACCAGACUUCCCCGCUCCUCCUCCUGGCCUCAUAAAAGCCUCUUAAACCUGUUUUUGUGUUGGCAACCAAAUCCAAAACUAAAGCAGUUCUUUUUUUAGGGAGAAAAAAAACCCUCUCCCUGGUUGCCAGCAUCGAUUGCUUUGAUCUUCUCCCUUUUUCUGUAUUAAAAAAUAAAACUAAUUUCUGUAUUACCUAAGGCGUAUUCUUUGAAACUCGUGUACUCUGCAAUCAAGGACAUAACACGUUUUCCAAAAACAAGGCACAGGGGAUUCGACAUGAAAAAUGAUGUAGAGGUUGUGUUCCUCUCGUGGGGGGGGGGGGGAACACACAACCUCGGCGUCAGCUGGAUGAAAACACCUGCGAUCUGAAUCACAGGAGUGAGUCAAGGUGACCAGUUCCACCAUGAGACCAGCAGAGGGCGCUGCUCUUCCUGUCAGUGUCGUGUGCAGUGAAGGAAAUCUACUCACUGACUUGAAGUUUGUGUUUAAAUUUUGCAAAAAGUUUCAAAAAAACUAAAAAAUGAAUCUGGGUUCAUUGUACAGAGUAUUGCCAAAAGUAUGUGGACACCCCUGUUUUUACGUGUGUUUAUGGGUGUGUUUUUGGGUGGGACCCCUCGGCUCUAAUGAAGGGAAAUCUGUUUUAUUCAUUCUCAUUUUAUUUGGAUAUAACAAAGCAACAUAAAUAAAUGCUUUAUACAUC